Messenger RNA from Micropterus salmoides (largemouth bass), 5547 nucleotides. It is a transcript of the gene mntb, whose product is annotated as MAX network transcriptional repressor b. Gene Ontology annotation, molecular function: protein dimerization activity; DNA-binding transcription factor activity, RNA polymerase II-specific; RNA polymerase II cis-regulatory region sequence-specific DNA binding. Bases 271 to 2070 code for a protein of 599 amino acids. The transcript is spliced from 6 exons. Gene Ontology annotation, biological process: regulation of transcription by RNA polymerase II. Lineage: Eukaryota; Metazoa; Chordata; Actinopteri; Centrarchiformes; Centrarchidae. The record is from RefSeq and is a predicted model, not a curated record.
ACACGACUCGCCUUGUUGUGUGUAUUCCCGUGCUCGCAUCGCCAUCUUGUUGCAAUCCUAUUUUUUUUUACUUACGCGAGGAACUACUUUCCGUUCGGCCGGAUUAAGAAUCCGCUUUCAGGAGAAACACAGGGGACGGAAAGCUCGGGCGUGCGGGUGUGAACCGUGCACACGGAGCUUCCUACCGGGACACUACUACCUACCCCCUCGGUCUUUUUCGUCAUUCCGUCCCGGGCCACCGGGUCGCCUGCCGUGAGGGUUUUACGCGCAAUGAGCAUCGAUACACUUUUGGAGGCGGCCAGAUAUCUGGAAUGGCAAGCCCAGCAACAACAGACCACACGUGAGGAAGAGCAGCGCAAAGAGAAGGAGCUCAUCAACAGGGAGGCGGAGUCGAGACUUGCAGAACUUGUGACCUCGUCGUCACAGCCAGUCAGAACCAACCACAUCACGUGGGCCGAUGACCGCCAACAGCCACAUCGCCCUCCUGCCCCUCCUCCCCCAUCUCUCCCGCCUCCUCAAGUCCCAAUUGCUGUCAUCCCAAUGGUCCCAGUCGUCACUGCGACACCCUCGGUCCCGCCCCUUCCGCUCACAACGCCAAUUGCAGCAGCAGCAAUGUCGCUCAACAGCUCCCCUCCAGCCAAGAGCGCUUCAUCCCCUCCACAGCAGCAGCAGCAGCCAACCUCUCCUCACCUGUUGUGUGCCCCCCAGAUGAAGGCAGAGACUAUUCCACAGCUGGUUGGUGUAAAGCCCAGCCAAUCACAGCCUCAGGUGCAUAUUCAGUACCCAGCUUCCAUCAGCACUAAUGGCACUGGCUCUCACCAUGCACUGAUUCCCCAUCAAGCUCCACCCAUAUCUCAGCUGCGGCCUAAUGGAGUGUCGUUGGAGGACAUGAGAGCGAUGGAUGGGAAGCGGCGACCAGGAGGAGCGGGGACCAGAGAGGUGCAUAAUAAACUGGAGAAGAACAGGCGAGCGCACCUCAAAGAGUGUUUUGAGACGCUGAAGAAGAACGUUCCAAAUGUUGAUGAGAAGAAAACCUCCAACCUCAGCGUUCUCCGCAGCGCUUUGCGUUACAUACAGACUCUGAAGCGGAAGGAGAAGGAGUAUGAGCAUGAGAUGGAGCGUUUGGCCAGAGAGAAGAUCGCAACGCAGCAGCGGCUGGCUGACCUGAAGAACGAGCUCAGCCAGUGCAUGGAUGUCAUUGAAAUCGACAGAGUCCUCCGACAGACCAUCCAGCCAGAGGACGACCAGGCUUCCACGUCCACGGCCUCAGAAGGAGAAGAAAACUUUGAGCAAGACAUUGACGAGGAUGCCCCAGCUCCCAUUCCUGCACCCACGGCCCUCCCAAAACCAGCACCACCCAUCUUACAAGCCCAGCAGCUCCUCACCCCUCACCUGUCAAUCCAGCACACCACCUUGCCUCUGUCGGGAGUCCUGACCACGCAUUCCCCCUCUGCUCCCCCUCCCCCCCAAGCCAUCGUUCCGGGGCCGGCCCCUCCGCCGCCAGUUCAUCCCAUUCAGCCCACGGCGGUGCAGGUCCAGCCCACCGUCAUCGCUCACGCCGCCGUCUCCCACCCUUCAGUCAUCCAGGCUGUCAAUCACGCCCUGCCAGCCAAUCACAAGCACCUAACGCACAUUGCCCCGUCACCUGGCCCCACUCCUCAGCCAAUCGUCGCAGCUCCAGCUGCCACCGCCACUCACCAGCCGAUAGCUGCCCAGCCCAUCGGACACAUCACCGUCCACCCAGUGGCUCACCUGGGAGGUCCCCUGACAUCCCACCUCCCGACCCUCUACCCUCAGGGCGUGUCUGUCUCCCAGCCCACCAUGGUGGGCCACAUCACUCACACCUUCACACAUCACACCCUGCCGCACGUCCAGUCUAAUCCUCAAGCUAACACUAAUGGGACCCAGGUGAACAGCGCAGCCAUGAUGAGCCAGGGGAGCCCGUCACUUGCGAAACCCACAGCAGUGCUUGCCCCCCACCCGCAGCUGGUUGGACAGGCUGCCGUCCUCAACCCUGUCACCAUGGUUUCAGUCCCAACCUUCCCUGUCAGCACACUCAAACUGGCCUGAAACAUUUUUAAAAAAAGAUGGGAUGGACAGAUGGAUGGAGAAGAUUUUACACUCCUAUCAAUAAUCAACAGUCGAGAAUCUCUGAUAGACGUGUGGAAUUUUACAAAAAAAAAGUUUUUUGGAGAACUUGUGAUAAAUAUCUCCAGAGAUAUUUUGAUCACAGCUCUUAUGUGAACAGUAACAUUAAAGCAGAGUCAGUGGGUUAGGCCAUUGUGAAAAUAAGACUGACAUUUGUCUCCGCUGCAAAACAGGAACUCUGUUUUACCUUCCUUCCUUCCUUCCUUCCUUCUCUCCUUCCUUUACAACCUGAAGCACUAACAUAAUAAGCUCAGUUCACACUCAGGCAUCAAGGACUUACCUUAAUUAUUCAUUCACUCAUUGAGGAGAAACGCGUGAGAAAGAGAGACAGAGUUUGCCGUUGUGAUACAAUUAGUGCCCGUUUCGUAUUCAUAUAAUCAUGAUGUCGUGGGACAUUCUGGUGGAAUAAUGUCACAGAUGUGCUGAGAGCAGGAGGAGGGAGCUCAGUGGCCUCACUUAUCUGAAUGAAUUACACACAGGGCUUUGACCAAGAGUGAAGUAGUCCACGUUACGCAGUCUGCCAAAUAGACCUAAAGCAUUGUCACUUACUGAUGCAGUUCUUCACUUAUUGUCAUCAAGAACUUUUUUCCCCUUCUUCCCUGAUCUAGCUCCAUGAAGUGAUUGUUAAGCCCUCUCUGUCUUCAUCCAAAUGAAGGUUCCUUGGCACCAAACAGAAAGAACAGUGCAAUAAUAAAACCAGAUCCGACCUACAGUUAAAAAACGGCAAAAACAAGGAACAAGACAACAACCUCAUUGUCCUAAUAUCUGAUUUCUCUCCGUUCUGUCUGACUGUUAAGUGUCCAUUCGACAGUGGAUUUAUUAUUCAUCCACUACCCAUUAUGGCUUAAUUGGAGGGUCCCUACAAAUCUCCAGAAAUGGGGGGGGGGGAAAUAAAAAAUAAAGUGGAAGAAUUAGGGCAAUGUUUGCUUGACAUACAGUAGCAUCUGUUUUUACUGUCAUGUCUAGAGACAACAUGACCUUUACCUGCUGGUUAUUGCACAGGCAUUGAAUUUCCUUGUAGGAUCCACCAAACCGCAGAAUAAAAAGUAGAGGAACAAGUUUGAUCUCAGCAGACACCAAACAAACAAAUCCCACUCUGCCAAUUUCUAAUCUUAACAGUUUAAAUUAAAUAGGAAUUCAGGUAGUCAGUUAAAUGUAUAAAGUUGGUGCACUCCAAUUUUGAUGUGAUUUCCUGUCCAGCGGUGAAAAGCUUGGUCCAAAUUAAAUGUCAGCUUCCCUCUAUGAGCUUUUGAAAGAACUGCGGUAAUGUUAAAGGCUUUCGAGUUGAUUUGAUUCUUCUUGAUUUGUGCACACAAUGUACAGAGGUACAAACAAGACCUGACAAGAUGAUUUCACUGUGAGAAAUCAAAUCUACUCCCAAAACCUACAGAUUUGUCAUAUGAGUACAUCGAUUCCUUUCAAGUCUUUGAUACUCGAGGGUGAUUUUUGAGGCAAAGGGCUUUGUAAGUUUUCAGGAACAUAGCCACUGUCGAGCCUGCAGUGUGCGUGUGUUUAUUACAUCGGCUUUUAAUAUACUUUUUCAUCAGCUAAGAUCAUGUUUUCAAACCAAUCAAGGCCUGUUAUAAUAUACUAGGAGAGCGGCAAUGUCACACAUCAUGCUGAACAAGCAUCUAAAUGUAAAGUUGUCUGCUUUUUACAAAUGCCUGAAAUUUGUGUUUAUAUUGACAAGUUGUACAAACGCCUAUAACUGCUCUCAAAACAUUCAGUGACAGGUCAUGGGUGAUGUUCCCCCAACAGUCUUUAGGGAGGGCAAUACAGGUUUUCAUCCUCUUCAUUCUAGUGCAACAGCUCCCUCUGCUGCCUCAUCUCAGACCUCAUGCUGAUGUUACUUAAACACAACACUCGUGACACAACACAAACUUCCUGCCCAGGCUUUUAAAUAAAUCUGGAAAAAACAAUGAGAGACGCGUUCAGUGUAAAAGUUCACUUGUGACCUUGACAAAAAACAACAACAGUUGACUCAAGAAAUAAUCCUGACUGAAGUUUCAUACUGCAUUAUAUUACAUACAGUACUCCAACUCCAACUGUGAGAUGUGGAUGGAAGCUCCAGAGAAGCUAGUAAGUGGACCAUGAGUUGUGUUUUUUUGUCAAAUUAUGGGAGAUGCAUACAUCUUGAAAAGUUUGGAUAUAGCACAAAAAAAAUAUCAGUUUGCAUGUUAUUUUGUGAAGAAUAAUUUGGCAGCGACACAUGGCCUUUUUUUUUUUUUUUGACAGUGAUGUCAUCCAACAAACCACUUCAAAGCUAAAUUGACCAGUCCAGAAAAUCAGUUUCAAAGUAUUUGAAAAUGGAAAAUGUGCUGUGACACCCACUUUUAUUUGUGUGUGAUUUUUGUUUUUGUGUUUAUGUGCACAAAAUCAAAAAGUUCAUGGCUUCACAGGCUUCUUGCCAGCCUAUACAUGUCGCACCAUAAAAUCUCCCAUCUGUGUAUGUCAAAGUUGCGGGCAUCUGCUCCUCGCCUCUUCUGCUGUUUCUGUAUGUUAUGUCCGUAUAUGUGACUGUAUUAAAUAUGUUUUAUAUUCUGUACUAUAGUUAAUCCUACUGUACCUGUAGCAUGGCUGUUUUGGUUGUACAGUUUGCCCUGUGCAUGAUGGAGGUGUGUGUGUGUGUGUGUGUGCGCGCGUGUGUGUAGCAAGCAGGCAAUUUUUUUACACAGAGGUGAUUUAUGGUAUGAGCCUGUUUGGGUGCUAUCGUGUGUGCCUAUACUCAGUUUUCCUGAACACUGUGACAACUCUGGCAAAACACGGACACAUUGAGCGAAUGGAAGAGACAGAUUUUCUGUCCUAAUUGUAUUGUUUUGUUUUGUUUUUUUGCUUUGUUUUUUAAAAUGUUUUCAAGUUUUCCAUUUUGUGAGUUGGGCUGAAACAUGGAGUGGAAAAAGUGAAAAAGCAAAAAAAGAAAAGGUGUUGCUCUUUUCCUGAUAACAUCAUAAUAAUAAUAAUAAUAAUGUCUAAUAUUCAAUUUGAGUUUAUUUGUAUGUAUGUAUGAAAGUUUUGUAACUUUGUGAUUGUAUGCACGUUUUGGCAUAUGAGUGUAUGUAUCUUCAAAAUUUAAAUGCUUGUUUCUUUUUGGUUUUGUUUUGCAUGUAGAUUGCCGUUUUUGUUUAAGGGUUUAUUUUUGGGACCAUGUACAAUACUGUAUAACGUGGGCGGGAUCUUGGACCUCAUGCUACAUUGAUAUUAUAUAUGAAUAUAAAAACACAUUUUCCCUAUGGAGAAAGUUUUAAGUUAUAUAUCGCCUGUACCCCUUGGGCUGCCUUUUAGAUCGAACUGUCCACUGUUCAAGAUAACGAUGAUGAUGGAGAAAACACAUUAAUGAUGAAGAAUUAUGCUGAUGAAAUAAUAAAGAUUCUUAAUAAAUCUUAUUACAUUUACAACACA